Molecule: messenger RNA, 1248 nt
Organism: Camellia sinensis
Lineage: Eukaryota; Viridiplantae; Streptophyta; Magnoliopsida; Ericales; Theaceae
Source: RefSeq, a predicted model, not a curated record
AUGUCGGAGGAAUAUAAUGCUCUUCUAGCCCAGGGUACUUGGUCAUUGGUUCCUCUACCUUCUUCCAAAUCUGCCAUAGGCUGCAAGUGGGUUUUUCGCAUUAAGCGUAAUUCUGAUGGCUCUAUUGCUCGUUAUAAGGCUCGUUUGGUUGCCAAGGGGUUUCUCCAACAAGAGGGUAUUGAUUAUACUGAAACUUUUAGCCCUGUCGCCAAACAACCCACCAUUCGCAUUUUACUGUGUGUUGCCUUGCAUUAUAAUUGGCCUCUAAAGCAACUUGACAUAAGUAAUGCUUUUCUUCAUGGAACCUUAGAGGAGGAAGUUUACAUGACUCAGCCACCUGGUUUUCUUAGUGCUGCUCAUCCACAUCAUGUUUGUCUCUUAAAAAAGGCUAUCUAUGGUUUAAAGCAAGCACCGAGAGCUUGGUACUCCACAUUCUCUACUUUUCUUUUAUCUCAAGGUUUCGUUAACAGUCACUGUGAUAAUUCCUUAUUCAUUCAACGGACAGCUUCUACCAUCACUAUUCUCUUAGUCUAUGUUGAUGAUAUCCUAGUCACAGGCAAUAAUUCUUCUCACAUUACCUCUCUUAUUGCCCACAUGCAUACUGUCUUUGCCAUGAAAGAGUUGGGGAAUAUUUCCUAUUUUUUAGGGGUCUCCAUUAAGGAUUGUGGUGAUUCUUAUUUUCUGUCUCAACAUAAGUACGCCUCUAACAUUCUUCUUAAGGCUGGGAUGGCCAAUUGCAAGCCUUGCCAUUCCCCAAGUUCUGUCAAGCCUUCUCUCUCUUCAGAUUCUCAUAUUCCCUUUCGUCAACCUGAACUUUAUCGCAGUAUCGUUGGGGCUCUACAAUACCUUACAAUCACCAGGCCUGAUUUGUCACUAUCAGUUAAUCAAGCCUGUCAACAUAUGCAUGCUCCAACUGUUAGGCAUUUUGCUUCCGUCAAGAGAUUGCUUCGCUUUAUUCAAGGGACUUUAACUCAUGGUCUCACAUUCAGUCCUAGUUCUUUUGAUUUACAGGCUUUCUCUGACUCUAACUGGGCUGGUGAUGUUCUUGAUCGUCGCAGUACGUCUGGCUAUUGUGUGUAUCUUGGUUCGAAUCUUAUUUCUUGGUCCGCAAAAAAACAACCCACAGUGUCUCGUUCCUCCACAGAGGCAGAAUACAGGUCUUUGGCGCAUACUACUGCUGAACUCACCUGGUUGCAAAUGUUGCUUCGUGAACUUCAGCUUCCUUCCUCGGUUGCUCCCAUUUUAUAG